This is a messenger RNA of Prorocentrum cordatum, 369 nucleotides long. Lineage: Eukaryota; Dinophyceae; Prorocentrales; Prorocentraceae. The record is from the annotation of a GenBank genome assembly.
CGCGCCACUGCUGGCGCGCCGCCUCCGCCGGCGGCGACGUCUGGCUACUCUUGCACUCUCUGCCAGGAGGUCGCCAGGGCGCCCUUCUCAGAGCGGUUCCCCGCCACCUGGGAGCCGCCGACGAGCUGCGACGCCUGCGGCGGCGCGCUGGGCCGGGAGCUGACGGCCUACACCGCCACCGCCGGCUCCACCGAGGUGUGGCUGCUGGAGGGCGACGAGGCGCACCCCGGAAACGGCUUCUUCUGCGGGCGCUGCCAGGCGCGGCUGCGCGGGGGCCAGACGCUAGACUGCGCGGCAGCCCUGGGGGCGCAGGCCGCGCAGCGCUGGCGGGAGCCCGUGGACUGGGCGACGCGGCUGGCCGCGCUGGGG